Cynara cardunculus var. scolymus (artichoke) is the source of this 775-nucleotide messenger RNA. RefSeq names its product mitochondrial zinc maintenance protein 1, mitochondrial. The transcript has 2 exons. Bases 195 to 524 code for a protein of 109 amino acids. The record is from RefSeq and is a predicted model, not a curated record. NCBI's taxonomy places the organism in Eukaryota, Viridiplantae, Streptophyta, Magnoliopsida, Asterales, Asteraceae. Gene Ontology annotation, biological process: mitochondrial respiratory chain complex III assembly.
UAUAACUUCUAGGGAGAAAGUUUUCAAUUAUGUAAACUUUAUGGGGGUGAUGUGUAUAUAUGAUCAAACACAAGGGUAUGAUUUGUAAAAUAAAUGUUCAAAGCUAAUCGGCGUUGUGGUCUCAUGUAUUCUUCCUAGUCGGCGGUGUGAUCUACUGAUCUAUAACAGUAUAGCAGCCCCAAUCGAGAGUAACAAUGGCAGCAAGAGGAUUGGCAGUGGAGGCCUUGACAGCUUACAGAUCGCUACUCAGAGCCACCAGGAAAUCAUUUGCCGGAGACACGGUGAUGCUCGAAGGAUCGGCGGCGGAGGUGAGAAAGAAAUUUGAGGAGAACCGUCAUGUGACAUCGGAGCCGGAGAUUAGGAAACUCCUCGAUGAAGCACGCGAAGCCUCUGAUUUCAUAUCUAAUAUGAUUGUGCAGGCCAAGCUCAAUUCUCGCGGCGGCUACGAAGUGAAGGCGAGCAUGGACCAUGCAGGAGCUACACUUGAAAUCCCUUCUGAAGAAAUUCUUAAAAAAUCAGUCUGAUGAAAAAAAUAUAUACAGAAGCUAGUGAUUAGGCACCCAUCCAAGUGCUUCUUUGUUUGUUCAUCUAUUUUCUUGUGAUUCUGUGCUCAUAUUUUUGGGACUUAAAUUCAUCAUAAUUUUGAAGUUUUCUUUUCCAUGAACUUAUAUAACUCUAUCUUUCAGCUGCUUUUCCUCUACAGUUCAUGAAUUUGUAACCAAAUAACUCCUAAAUCAUUUGCAUUGUUGCAAUGGAAUCGAUAAACUAUUGACUA